CGAGUUGGCAGCCAGGAAAUGCCCUGGAGUGUGUGUCACCUGUCCAGGACGACUUGUUGAUUCCCAGGAGCGCCGCCUUUCCGGUCUGGGUCCCCGAGAGGACUGCUUUGCUCACCUGUCCCCUCGGCACGGCCCCGGGGAGCUCCCGACAAGUCCCCGGGAUCGCUCGCCCUCCCAACUCCACAGCAAUGAGCAAGUUGGGCAAGUUCUUUAAAGGGGGCGGCUCUUCUAAGAGCCGAGCCGCUCCCAGUCCCCAGGAGGCCCUGGCCCGACUUCGGGAGACUGAGGAGAUGCUGGGCAAGAAACAAGAGUACCUGGAAAAUCGAAUCCAAAGAGAAAUCGCCCUGGCCAAGAAGCACGGCACGCAGAAUAAGCGAGCUGCAUUACAGGCACUAAAGAGGAAGAAGAGGUUCGAGAAACAGCUCACUCAGAUUGAUGGCACACUGUCUACCAUUGAGUUCCAGAGAGAAGCCCUGGAGAACUCACACACCAACACUGAGGUGUUGAGGAACAUGGGCUUUGCAGCAAAAGCGAUGAAAUCAGUUCAUGAAAACAUGGAUCUGAACAAAAUAGAUGAUUUGAUGCAAGAGAUCACAGAGCAACAGGAUAUCGCCCAAGAAAUCUCAGAAGCAUUUUCUCAACGGGUUGGAUUUGGUGAUGACUUUGAUGAGGAUGAGUUGAUGGCAGAACUUGAAGAAUUGGAACAGGAGGAAUUAAAUAAGAAGAUGACAAAUAUCCGCCUUCCAAAUGUGCCUUCCUCUUCUCUCCCAGCACAGCCAGAUAGAAAACCAGGCAUGUCCUCCACUGCACGUCGAUCCCGAGCAGCAUCUUCCCGGAGGGCAGAAGAAGAGGAUGAUGAUAUCAAACAAUUGGCAGCUUGGGCUACCUAAACGAAAAUGCAUUUUUUGAUACGUAAAUUAAUGAGCUGUAGGUAAAAAUACAAAAAAUGUUUUUGCCAAGUUCAGAAGUUAACAAAGACUGUGUUUUAUAAUUAUACUGAAUGAAUAAUUGUGUUUUAAGCCUCCUAAGUAAAAGUAAAAAAUGCGUCAUUUGUAUACAUAUACUCAGUGAUGGAGGCUGGGCACGGUGUCUCACGCCUGUAAUCCCAGCACUUUGGGAGGCUGAGGCAGGUGGAUCACUUGAGUCCAGGAGUUCGAGUCAAGUCUGACCAACAUGAAGAAACCCCAUCUCUAUUAAAAAUACAAAAAUUAGCGGGACAUGGUGGUGGGCACCUGUAAUCUCAGCUACUUGGGAGGCUGAUGCAGGAGAAUCGCUUGAGCCCAGGAGAUGGAGGUUGCAGUGAGCUGAGAUCAUGCCACUGCACUCCAGACUGGGCAACAGAGGGAGAUUCUGUCUCAAAAAAAAAAAAAAAAAAGAUUCAUUUAGUAUAGCUGGGAGAAAUAACAUUAUUUCCUACGCAAAUGAUGUGUAUCCAUGUACCCAUGGUAAAUGUAAAUAUACUGUGUCUCUUUUGGGAGCAACUUCUAGUAAAGGAGUCUUUCAUGGGUCUCUACAUAAGUAGUUUCACUUGAGUUUUGCAGUUUGAAAUCUUAAAGGAGCUUUAAUCGACAUUUAUUAUACCAAUUAAGCUUGGAAUGGGGCAAUGGAUGCAUUUCCCAAAAUGUCUGAAAGCACUAACAGCUUACAUUGCUGAGUGAGAAUCUCCUGGGUGUAAUUUAGCCACUUAGGGAUCUGCGUGAACACUCCCAGGCCGUUAUGAUGCUGUUAUGGCUUCAGUGUAUAAAUGCAUGAGUGUUGUUUCUGUUCUGUUCGAUGCUCUCUUGUAUAUUUAUUUACACUUUACAGAAUAUUCCUUGUAAAUAUAUAAAAAUAUUGGCAAUUAAAAGUGUAUAUUGAACAAAAUGUUGGCCAUUAUUAUUUUUAAAUGAAAAUAAAUUACAAAAUUAUGGAUUACCCAUAAUAGAUCAUGGGCCAUCAAAUGACAAAUAUCAUUUAAUAAGAUAUUUUAGUAUUCUUGCCAACAUUUUGCUUGCCAACAUGGUGGAAUGGAAAGAGCACUAGACCUGAUGGUAGGAGUCCUGGGUUUCAGUCCCUGCUCUGACACUAACAUGAGCCGUAGACUCUCUGAGCCUUUGUUUCUUCACUGGCAAACCUAAGGAUUAGACUGGAUGAUUUCUAAUGAUUCCAUCUUGCCACAGACCUUUUGCACAUUCUGUUCUCCUUAGCAGUCUUCCUACCCUGCACAGUGCAGGUACCAAUCUUACUUAUUCCUUAAAUCUUAGUUAAAAAUGUCCUUGUUUUGGGAAACUUUGCUUGAUUGCCCAGACUAACUCAGAUUUUCCCUUUAUUUGCUGUUGCAGUGCUCUGCCUUCUGUUAUUUCUUACCAUGGUUUAUAUUACAUAUUCUCUUGAAUGAUUCUUUAAUUAUUGUUGCUCUUCCCUGCUGAGCUGUGCUAACCAUGAGCGCAGGGACUGCAUUUCUUUUAGUUCAAUAGUUGAUUCCCAGCGUUCUGCAGUUUCUCAUCAGCAGGCAAUCAGUCAAUGUUUAUUAAAUGAAUGGCAAUUAACUGUUUAUAUCUUUCGGGCCAUGGUAGAAUAACAGGAUCUAGAUUUACCUUAUACUCUUAAACAACUGGAAAACUGGACAAAAUACAGGAAACAAAAUUUUUUCAGACAUUGGACAACAGGCAGCACUGGACAAUGUUUCCUGGGAAGGGAAACCAGUAAUGUGAGCACUUCCAUGGCCCCAGCCCCUGCCUACACAGGGAAAGGGAACCCAAGCAGAGCCUGGUGGUCUUGCUGAGUUGGGAAAAUUUGUGGGGAAGAGUGCUAGAAAGGAAGUUUCUGCAGAGACUGAGAUUGAGAGAGAGAAAGAGAGAGAGAAAGCCAUAAGCCGGAGGGCAUGCGCUAUCUAUGGUCUGAAUGUUUGUGUACCCACCCCCUAAAUUCAUGCAUUGAAAUUCUCACCCCUCAAGUUUGAUAGUAUUAGGUGUGGGACAUUUUGGGAGUUGAUAUUAUGAAUGAUUAAUGAGAUUAGAGCUUUUAUAAAAUAGGCCCGAGGGAGCUCAUUCAUAACUUUCCUCCAUGUGAGGACACAGUAGGACACAAUAAAGAAGGUGCCAUCGAUGAACCAGAGAGUGAGCCCUCACAAGACACCAAAUUUGCUGAUAUCUUGAUCUUGGACUUUCCAAACUCCAGAACCAUGAGAAAUAAAUAUCUGUUGUUAAUAAGCUACCCAGUUGAUGGUGUUUUGUUAUGGCAAUCCCAGCAGACUGAGAGAGAGAGAGAGGGAGACAAAGAGAGAGAGAGAGAGACAAAGAGGGCAAAGUGGUGGUGGGGGGAUGGGGGAAGAGAGAGAGGGAGAGGCCAGAACUCUGGAACUGAGCAGAAGAGUACUUUCAAAUCUUCCUCUGAGAACCAAUCUGCAUACAUGUGUGAGGAAACUACUGACAUCAAGAAGAACUGCUGGGAAGACAGGUGGAUCAAUCUCCAGAGCACACACAGGUCCAGGAAUAGCUUAUACACCCAUUAGCCAGAGUGGAAAGACCUCCUAAUACAGGAGGAAUUAGGUUCAGUUUUCAGAAGGGUAUUGCUUCAGUAGUGGGGCCAUAUUACCCCUAGACUAAAGAGCACACCCCACAGAGCCUGAAAGCAAACCUCAAAAGUAUCAAAUGAUUCCAAUUGACUAAAUUGCAUCCCAGAACAAAGCCCCUAAAUACUUAAAGAAAUAUAAAAACUAUCAAUUAUCAAUAACACAAUGAAUAAAAGCUUGGCACCCAAUAGCAUAAAACUCACAAAGUCCAGCAUUGACUUUGUUCAAUGUUCAAGCAUGCCAAGAAGCAGGAAAAUACAAUCCAGAACCAGGAGACAAACAGUAGGAACAGACUGUGAAAUGACAAAAGGCAAGAUUUUAAAACAGCUGUUAUAAGUAUACUCCAUAUGUUCAUUAAGAUAGCUGUAAUGAAUAUACUCCAUAUGUCCAAGAAAGGAGAGGAAAGCCAUGAUCAUGAUGAAGAGAAACGUGGAAAAUAUUUUAAAACACCCAAAUUGAAGUUCUGGAGAUGAAGAAUACAUGAUCUGAAGUGAAAAAUGCAGAAUAUCAUGGAUGGCAUUAACAGCAGAUUGGACACUGCAGAAGAAAAGAUGAGUGAACUUGAAGACAUAGUAACAGAAACAAUUCUAAUUAAGAUACAGAGAAAGAAAAACACUAAAAAAAAAAAAAAAAAAAAAAAA
Molecule: messenger RNA, 4194 nt
Organism: Chlorocebus sabaeus (green monkey)
Lineage: Eukaryota; Metazoa; Chordata; Mammalia; Primates; Cercopithecidae
Gene: CHMP4C
Product: charged multivesicular body protein 4C
Biological process (GO): vesicle budding from membrane; late endosome to vacuole transport via multivesicular body sorting pathway
Cellular component (GO): cytoplasmic side of plasma membrane; multivesicular body; ESCRT III complex
Source: RefSeq, a predicted model, not a curated record